AUGGUCGCUCGUUUGUCAACCCUUUUCUCUACCUUAUUCAUCACUGCAAUCACCGCUCAAGACGUAAAGUUCUGGUGUAUUGUAGGUAUUGAGUGUAAUUUUGAGCUCGAAAAGGAUGAGGAGUUAAAACACACCUUUCUGUCAAACAAGUACAAUUGCUCAGUAGGGAGUCUGGAACUCCGUACAACUCUUGAAGGAGAGGUGGAAAAGGUAAAAUUUGUACCUGAAUUAUCGAAAAACUGGCCAAAUAGCGUCUACAUUUGCCGAGCCAAAAAGCUGGAGGUUCUUGGUGUGGAGCAUAAAGUUAGUGGAACUGCUGUAGGAACGAUUAAAAUACUCAGGAUUACGAGGUACAACCACAUCAUUGAACAGAACAACGAGCUAAGGUUUACGAUUCAUGACUUGGAUGCUGAAAAACUUGAGCUAAAUGACAAGGAUCCCGGUCCAAGCCUGGGAAUCUCAUCCACUCCAGUUGAUUUAAUUAAGGAGCUUAGGUUACAUCCUUUUGUCCCCUGUGGUAAAAACAUUGUUGCGAAUGUAUUUCUUAAUCGGUAUAUAGGGGAUAUAGAAACUCUGGAACCGUUCUACCUUUACCUCUGCUAUCCCACAAUCUCUAAGCAAAUAUUUUUUAUUGAACGCAUAAUAGUUUUUAACGGUUCGCUGAUUAAAGAAAUUCAUCAAAAGGUCGUUCAAAACUACAUUUUAUUGGAACUCAGAGGCGUAUCUACCGAGAGAAACUAUACGGUCACAAACCUGCAUGCACUGGAAGAAAAGGAACGUUUGUCUAAUAAAAACUUGUUCCCAAUCCGUAAACGGCUAGAUUAUAAAAAGGAAGCUUACAAGGAAAUUCUGGAAGGAAACAUUAGCUUCAGUGUCCACUCAAAUGAAAGCAAAGAUGGUCUCUCCUCAGUUUGUGGUCACUCGAACUUUCUGUGGUCAAAGUUUGACAUUCCCUAUUAUUCCGAAGGAUAUUACGCUGAUAAAAGUAUUUUGUUUGCUCUACCAAUUCAGCUGUUUGGGUCUAAGGUUCUCAUUUGUGCUUCCCUGGAUAAAAACAUGGGUCAGGAAUCAUACACCCUUCCCGUAUCAUCUUUUCUUCUGAAUACGAGUGACUAUCCGUACUUUAAGAACAUCUUUACAGCUGAUCAUAUGGGUAUUGUUAGCCUAAAAAUAGAGUUUGAUGUGCAUCCACUCAGCGAGAUUCGAUUGCUCCACAUUUGCGAUUACAAGCAAGACGAAUUUAUGGCGAAAUUCAAACUUGAUGAACUCAGUACCACCUGUAAACGGUACUCUAAAGAAGAUAAGUUUGGAUACGUUUAUGAAAAUGCAAUAUUGAACAAGGACGUUGCAUAUACGAGAUCAGAUGCGUAUCUGAGUGUUUAUGGUGAUGAGUCACCAAGCGAGCAUUUUCUAGCACAUAGGCUUGCGUUUCUACCGGAUAAAGGAACUUUUUUGGAGAAUAAUGUGCUUAGUCUUGGGAAUAUAUUCUUGCCUAGACUUGUGCAUGAGCCGCUUUUACCAUACAUUGUUCUCUUGUGUGAUCGAUGGAAGCAUCCUCACUGUCUUGCCGCGCAUGAAUUUGAUAAAAUAGCUGGUCUGAUUUAUCCCAAUGUUAUUUCUCCGCAAAAUGUUUCAAUACGGCUGAAUGAAGAAGGAUUAAAGGUAAAGGUAUCAUCGCCCAAAGAUGGUCACCAUAUCAUCAAACUCGUAGAGGCAAAAUACGUUCAGUAUUCUGAUUUUGAGCAAAUUUGCAAUAUCAAAGAUGGUUUAUUUGCAGAGUUUAAACUGGAAAAGGUUGAGGAUAAGGAUGGCGAAACAAAAAGAUUCUACACUUAUGAAAUUCGCAGAAUGAAAGCAGAGGGAAUUAACGGCGUAGAGCUCGGGAAAAUCUACUACCUCUGCAUGCUAAAUAGAGAUGGAAAGAAGGAACUUAAUGGGUGGGAAAAAAUGGGAGUUACUCUCUGGAAAUCUCAGAAAAACGCACUUCCAUCAGGUUCAGUGUCUGACUGGAAACUUUUAAAUAUCGUCGUUACACAAACACCUCUAGCUCAACAGAGGUACACCUUUACGGACAUUGAUUCUAACGUUACUAGUAUAUUCAUUAAAACAACUGGGUACUCGAAUGAUACAAGUAUAAGUGGCGUAUACUUGUCAAGUGAUUUGCUCUUCAAAUGCUCAUCUUUGGUACCAAAAGGUGACAUUAAGUUGGGAAAAGGGAGUAAAGAAAAAAUACACCCAAAUAUAUCCUUUGUGAAAUAUACUCCCGAGGCUAAAAAUAAAAGGGAUGGCGGUCCAGUGGGAGAACAAGGUUUUUGGUUUGAGGAGAAUCCCGCCCUUUGGUCUCUGGUCGGAGACUAUAUUCGCUAUAUUGGGAUCUUUAAACCUCAAGAGAAAAUGUACAAGGUCUGUAUUUGCCACAAGGACGUUUGUUACAGUGGUGGAAAUCUCGUCCAGUCCAAAAUGACAUUUUUUGAUCUCAACCAGUUUAUUCCAGUCAAUGAUGUUUACAAUCGACUAGUAAUCGGUAGGUACAUUUGUAUGCACAACAGGAGGAAUGUGGUAUGUUUUUCUGGCACUGGAGACUUGAGCGAGAUGAUGGUUAACCUGCAUGUAAUUAAUCUCUCUGAAAUGGAGAUUUCCUACGUCACUUUUGAUAAUGAAAUUGGGUUUCUAUCAGUUUUAUCCAAACAUUCACUCUAUAUCUACAAUGAAGACCUAAGCAAGAGCAUAGAGGUGAGAGGUCUGGAUGGCACCGAUCUCAUCGCAUCAUUUCCCGGAAUCACAUUCAUUGUCCUAAAUGGAAGCCUUGUCGCCUAUAUUGAAGGCAAUCGCCUAAAUGCUCUUUUUAGAGAUGCAAGAAGAAAUUAUGAGAAGCUCCUCUUUGCCGACAAGUCCCCCAAAAGCUACAAGUACGACAUGGAUAAGAACAAUUUCUUAACAAUAAGUUUUAAAGAGACCCCAAGGAAUGAGACAGAGAUGCACAUUUUCCCGUCUAACACAAGCGACGAGAAAUACGACAUCUUCUUUAUCGACAAUGAACUCAUUCUUCGUUAUUACCAAUUCACGAUUCUCCCAGAUAAAAAGGCAUCCAUCACGUCAAGGAAUAAUCUUGAUUUGAAGGAAUACUUUCCAUUUAAUGACCAAAGGUUAAUGUUCAAGGUUCAAAAGAUCUCGGUACUUGAUACCAACUACGUCGUCAUAUUCGUUUGUCAGUUUGACAUGGGUGUUUUAAAGGUGUUUUAUCUCGCAAAUGAUCGGUUUACAUUCUACUCUGGCAUUGUCAUCGUGACAAAUGUCAUUGAUUUUAUCCUAACUGAAACGCACAUUAUCGGAUUGACCAUUAGCUUUGGCGGAAGGUCAAUUGAUAAAGGGACUAUAGGUGACAUAUCCCAGUCUCUAUUCCAACUCAGGUACAUUGAUCUACUUGAUAUAAGUCUGGAUUAUCCAAAUGUUCCAAAGGAGGUAAUCUAUGGCUCAUCCUACACAUUUCAUCCAUCCGUCUCAAACGGGAUACUCGUCCACUUUUACCUCAAGAAUAGCAAAGAUCUGAUGGGAACUGGCCUAACUUUGAAUGAGGCAACAGGAGUAAUUUCCGGAACACUGACUUUUGUAGGGAAGAAGACUCUGAGUAUUGCCACGGAGGGACUACUUGGGAAUACUUCCCACUCCAUCUCCAUAUCAUCCAACUGUCCGCUUGGAACAGAAUAUGACGGGAAAACCUGUCUUCCAUGCUCAAUUGGCUAUUACAAGGAUGAUAUUACCCUGGAUAGGUGCUUAAAAUGUACGGAGAGUAUCGUGGAUAGCACGACAAGGGCCAACGGGGCAAAAGGUUUAUCCGAAUGCCUCUGUCCCCCUGGUAGCUUCUUUUCAAAUAACGCGUGCCUUAAAUGUCCAAGUGGAACUUUUUCUCAGGACCACGGAUCCUACGUUUGUCUUGGAAGGUGUAGAGAAAAUGAGGUCAGCACGGUCGUUGGAGCUUCAUCACUGAGUGAAUUAAAGUGCAUGUGUAUCGAAGGGUUUUAUUCCACUGAUGGAUCAUGUAAAGAAUGUCCUCCAAAUCACUACUGUAAAGGUGGAAUGGAGCAACCAGUGCCGUGCGGAAAUGGAAUGAUUACCACAAGUAUCGGGAAGUCAGCCAAGGAUUGUAUAUGUGAUUUAGGGUUUGAAUGGAACGAUGGUGAAUGCGUCCCCUGUAAUACGCUAUCCUACAAAGAUUUUAUUGGUAAUUCAAAGUGCAUGCACUGCUCUUCAGACUCCAGUAGCGAGAGCCAACUCUACACGAUGAAGCUCGGAGCCAAGAAUAAAAACGACUGUCGCUUUUGCAAACCUGGAUACUACAACUCUGAAAACAGCAUCUACUGUAUACCAUGCCCACCAAACAGUUUUUGUUUUGGUGAACGAUUCAAACCGAUUUCCUGUGGACAGCAUGGCAUCACUACGGUACUCAAUGCCACUAGAGCCUCCGAAUGUCUAUGCCAGAGGGGAUUUGGUCAUUUAAGUUUUGCUAGAGUCAAUCCAAGCAUCCCGCAAAAAUGUGUAAAGUGUCCAUUAAAUACUUGGCAGUACCUGGAUGGUGACUUUGCAUGCAUAAAGUGUCCAAGGAAUAGCUAUAGCGUCCAUUCCUUCUCACUCUUUGACUGUCUGCCGAUUCCUGGAUAUUAUAAUGUGUUUGGCCUCGGCUUUAAAAGUUUUGUCGAGAAGAUUGAGUCGAGGAAUGUGAAUACAAUGGAUGAUGCUCCGGUAAUUGAGUGCUAUUCUGGCGUAGUUAUAGACAAGGUGUCAUCACACAUUUCACUCCAACAGUCUCUAAAGUCUUGUCUAGAACUAUGCAAGGCAAAUGUUUACUGUCGCUACGCCUACUUUAUGAGCUAUGGCGGUUUGCCCAUGUAUCGCGAAGUUUCAACUUUUGAAAAGCAGAAGCCGCAGGUUUACUCCCCCUGUAUGCUAUUUUAUGAAGCUCUAGACAUCUCUACGAGUAAUGAAAACGUACAAGAUCUCACGGAUAUCAUUACUACAGAAGACAAAGAGGAUGAGAUAGAGGGAAGAAACGUCUUUUGCAAAGUCACCAGGGCGGUGCACAAAAAAUUGGACAUGGUUAAGUUUGUCAAAUGCCCCAAAAACUACUACUGCAAAGACGCCCAAACGUUUGGGAUGAGACUUUGUCCAGAGCAUUCGACUACAUUAUCUACAGGAGCAUCCUCGCUUGACGAUUGUCUCUGCAUGCCUGGAUACGAACCUUCACUCUUUUCCCCUACCAGAAGAUGUGUACCGUGUGAAAAGGGGUUUUACAAGUUUGAACGGUCAAAUGAACAGUGUAAGUCAUGCCCAAAUGGUAUGACUACCAUGGAAAUUGGCUCUAAUCACAUUAAUAAAUGUGGAUGUCCCCCGAGCUUUUUUGCCUUUCUAACAGCUCAUCCCAAAGGUUCAGGCGAAGAUCGCCACAUUUACACGGAUACAAUAAUUACGGGAGAAUACCUUUUAAAUCUAGAAUGCAAGGAGUGUCCGCAAAACCACUAUUGCCCGGGUUUCUGGUCAUCAAGUGUGAACGUGAUAACUCACACUGCGCCAAUUCCCUGUCCUCCUGGUUCUUCAAUCAUGUCCCUUUCCCGCAACGUGAGCUCUGUUUCUUCCUGUUUAUGCGGUCCCGGGUAUGGAAUUGUCCAGCACAUUGACAGAAGGUCGCAGUCAUGUGAACGGUGUCCUCCAGGAACCUUUAAGGAGACUUUUGAGAACUCGUCAUGCACUGAGAGAUGUGGCACCUUUGCAACGUCUUUGCCCGGAGCUUCUUCUAACAAAAACUGUUUCUGUCUGCCAGGGUGGUUCAUGCUUACAAAUGAACGAGGGAGUAGCCUCUGCUCCAAGUGCAUGCAAGGAGCGAUUUGUCCCGGCGGUUUCUCUAACUCGGCAAGUUUUAAGCAGCUAACAAACGACCCUAAUCUAGAGGUUAGUUCCUACGAUCACGCAUCACCGUUGCCUGGAGUGGGAAAUAUUCUGAUAUACAAACAGCAGGUUCAUGCCAAUAAAAGGGUGGGUCCAUGGCAUCCAGACAGGGAUGAGUUUUACUUAACAAGACAACCAUCUCAGAGGAUGUUUAAGCUUUACGACAAAAUACCAGACAUACACCCGUGCGCGUAUUCUCACCGACGUAACACGGUGAAUGCGUUUUCAUGUUCAACAGGGUCGACUGGUUAUAUUUGUGGAAACUGCGAACCUGGAUACGACGUUGAAUACUUUCAGUCAAUGUGCACAAAGUGUGGAUCUGGUCUGGAGGAAUUCACAAAGUUGGUCUUGCCACGGUUCAUUUUCGUGUUUGCAGUUCUCAUAACAUGUUACUCCACAAGGCAUGCAAACUUGAGUGGUGAGUUCUCACUCGUUGCAAUUUUAAAAAUCCUCAACCUCUUUACCCUUUCGCUUCUACCCUUGGGGUUAUUGCCCAUUACAUCAGUCUCAAGUCUGAGGAGAUUCUACUGGUCGUUCCAUCUCCUCUUUUAUUAUCCCAUAUCCUGGUUUGCCCACACGGAACGUGUCGGAUGCUGGGAGUUUACUCUUCGAAAAUUUACGCAAUGGAUGAAUGAGUAUGGAUUCUCCAGGGAUAUUUUUGAUGGGUCAAGGCACCUGGACUAUAAGCAGUUGUGGUACAUGCAGAGGCUGGUUGGGGCGGUUAAACCUCUGCUUGAUCUCGUUCUCCUUUGCCUGCUCUUUCCACUCUUUAAUUUGGUUUACCAGAGAUAUAUUAGGCGCAAGUUUUACGAAAAGAUUAAACAUUUUCUGAUCAAGAGUAAGAACGCAGAUGAAGCAAAUGAGUCCAGAGGACGAGAUAGGAGAGUAGAAAAAAUGAUUAAAAGGGACACAAGAAAUCUCUUGUUUCAGAACAUUGUCGUAAUCAUCGUCUUGCACAUUCCCAGUCUUUUUAUAAACUCGCUCUCAAUGGUAUGGUGCAGACCCGUCCGUUAUAAAAAUGAGGAACCUGUAGAGAUCCUCCUGCAUCUUCCAAACCAGGAAUGCGACAUGGAGAAUCCUCUCUUUAGAUUUGGCUUCAUGGUGUCCGCUAGUCUCUUCAUUCUCGUAUUUUUAUUCUCAGUGUUCUUCUUCUUUUCCCUCCUAAACUCGGAUUACGAGGCUAAUUCAUGGAAGUCGAUAUUUAUGAUGGGCUACAGAGAGGGUUGUAGGUGGUGGGACAUUAUCCUGUUGCUUAGACAAUUCCUUGUUGUCGUUUUUGUCGUGGCUCAAUACUCGGUUAACCCUCGAGGAGGCUCAGAGUAUGUCCGUUUGCUCUCAUUCAUGGCCUUUAACAUUUCAUUCCUUAUGCUACAUUUGUGGUAUUCCCCCUAUGACCACAGAGGUGACUAUCGGUUUCACAGGUUGGAGAGUUUUGUCUUUAUCACGAGCAUUUUCAUAAGCCUGUUUGUUCAUGGCUCUUGUUUUUACGACUUUUCAAGGUUUGCCAUAGUUCCCAUAGUUUUGGCCCUUUUUGCCUACUUUAAAAUUGUCUCAAACUUUUUCCUGGAGUCUGCAAGUAUAGCAAAUGUACAGACAAAGUUUAGGAAUCCAGGCUUUAUAGAGCAGGUACUCUCGAUUCUUCCGUCUUAUCGGAGCAGUAGAAAUGUUUACGUUUACUUUAAUUAUGAUACGAAUACACUCGUAUUUGAUCGCACUGCAUUUUACUUAAGGAAAGGUCUCAUCUCUCGACUGGAACGCAUCUUCUCGAAUUUAAAGGUCAAUCAGUCGGAGAGUCGUAGGUUUUUAAUUUCAACAAUCAAGGACAUUUAUGCAACUUCAAUUUGGAUGAAGAAACGGGUGAUGAUUCCAGACGACUUCAUCUACUUUAUUAUCCGAAUGGCGUUUUGGUUUUCCUAUUGCAUGCACAUUGAGAUGGAUGAGAAGUUGACGGAAAAGGAUCGCCUAUAUCUCAUUAUAUUUUUCUACCUCUAUUACAAGGAUGGAAGGGUAAAAAGAAUGCUCUCGCCAGUGAUUUCUAAACUACCAGUUGGUGCAUCACAGAAGAAUUCAUUCCGCAUUGAUAAUGCCAAUUCUUUAGUUCAUAUUAACAUUGUAGAAUCAUUACUCGUAGAUUGUCUGUUUGACAAAUUCUAUGACGUUAGACCAAUCACCAUUACGGAGCUGUACUACGCAUUGCUAUCCCUCGGUCACUUGGGGGAUUCUCUGCCUCGAGUCUACGCUCUCUACGAGGCGUUCUUGCGAACAAGGCGCUCUCAAAGGGAUGUAAAAAUAGACGAAAUAAAAAACGAGAUUGAUAGUAUAACAGCUUGCAUGGACGAGGAAUCGACAAUGGUUAAAAUAAAAGCCCUGAGUCAGGAAAGGCAAGAGCUGAUGGAUGAGCUGGAGAAGCUUGAACUCUUGGUUAAACACAAGACAAACAUUAUAGCGGUUGAAAGGUCUACUGAAAAGGUCGUACAGGACCUGGAAUUAGCUCUAGAUAAAAUGCUAGUUGACAAUUUGACACAUGAAGAUAUUUUGGAAGGCAUCUCAAAGCUGAAUGCAGACGGUGAAAGUCACUCAAAUUCAGAGAGGAGAAAGGGGCUCCUAAUACCAGUUUUAAAGCUCAACAAGUCGUUGGAAUAA
Theileria equi strain WA is the source of this 8583-nucleotide messenger RNA. RefSeq lists its product as hypothetical. The transcript has a single exon. The record is from RefSeq and is a predicted model, not a curated record. The coding region runs from base 1 to 8583 and encodes 2860 amino acids. Lineage: Eukaryota; Apicomplexa; Aconoidasida; Piroplasmida; Theileriidae.